CCAAACUGAGCCAAUUGAAGAGAGAUUGAAGAGGCUUCUCAAGCUCUCAGUAUCGAAAUGAGAUAGCUUGGGAUCGCACAGAAAAACCAUAAACUGAUCGGUCUAAAGACUUCACUUUUGGGCAACCAGAGGACGUUGAGAUAAUAAGAGAGAAAGAUUGAUACGCUGUGGUCCGUCGCUCAGACGGACGGCGAAGGAGUGGAGCAGGUAACUAGUUUACAACUGUUUUCUACCGGCGUGAUGUUCCGCUUACCUUUUGUUUCAAAAGGUAGUCAACUCCUUUAUCCUAUCAUAGUUCGUGUCGGAGUCGGCUGUCCCUUUCUCUGUUCUCCUAUUCUGUUUUGGUUCUGGAUUCAGAGGGGAUAACCCUUAUAAAGUGACCGAACUUGAAUCCCUUUCUCAAUUCAACCAGAUCUCAUCUCUGUGUGGUCUCUUCAACAAUGACGAUGACGAGGGAAGAAGACAAAGAAAAAGCAGGACACGAUUGGAGCGAGUUGCCAUCGGAGCUAUUGGUAGAGAUCGGCCAACGGGUAAUCCUAUUGAAGGAGAAAAUCCGUAUUCGGGCUGUUUGCAGGACAUGGAGGAGAGACCUCGCCCAGCAGUUGCCUUUACUGUUCCGUCAAUCAUCGCCCACUCUGAUAUUGCCCUACUGCAGCAUCAAUAGUAAUAAGGGCGAGGAUGCUGGUGGUGGUUGCGUGAGCCAGGAAUGCCGCCUUCUUCGGGAUGUGGCGCACAACCAGCGUCACCAUAUCAGUUUUGGGGAAGGCUUAGAGGAAGCUACUUGCCGGGGAUCUGCAUUCGGAUGGCUGUUUAUGUUGCAGAGAACCCCUGUGUUGUUCAACCCUCUCUCAAGGGAUCAGAUUUCGCUCCCACCGAUCACAACAUUUCCGGAGGUGUUGGACUAUUGCCUAGAACGAGUGGGGGAAGAAUACCUGCUUCAGAGUUCCGACGGCUCCAAAGUAGUGGCAGGGAAACGAUAUUUGGAGUCUAUCUAUGUGCAGAGGAUUGCUAUGUCAGCAGAGCCCACUUCAGAGGACUGUGUUGUGAUGGCCCUCUGUAUUCGCGACCAACUGACGCGAUUAGCGUUUUGCAAGCCGGGAGAUGACAAAUGGACAUUGAUUCCCCAACCCAAUGGCGAACCGUUUGGCUUUGCGAACGUAGUAUUCUGCGGGGGUAAUUUUUAUGCCAAUGAUAACAGGGGGAGGGUUCUCAUUUGUGAUCUUACAAUCCCCAAGCUAUCCUUUUUGGUUACCGAAGCUGAUAUUGUCUGUCUGAACAGUUACCUACUUAUGGGUCCAGAUGACGAGCUGAUGUUUGUGUCGAGACUGGCAGAAGAAGAAGAUAUCGUCUUGGGAGUGGAUGAUGAUGACAGUGAAGUGAAUGCAGCAGGUAUUUACAAUGGAUUCCCAAUUCCUCACGUGCAUCAUGUAGAAGAAGAAGAAGAAGGACAAGGACAAGAAGAAGAGGAAGAAGAAGUUGAUAAUAAUGGCCUCGCCGAGGACAUAGCAGGUGUGGAAGAGGAUGGCCUAGGCCCUCUCGAAGAAGAAGAAGAAGUUGAUGGUCAUGAAGAGGAUGCAGCAGGUAUGUUGUACAUCAGGGAUUCCGACGAGUUGUUGCAGGCGCCUUGGAUGUAUUGGACAUUUGAUUUUAGAGUUUACAAACUCAACAAGGAUACAAAUGAAUGGGAUCAGGUUCAAACCAUUGGUGACUAUGCUUUGUUCUUAGGUACCAAUUCCCCUGCUUGCCUCUCUACCAAAGAUAAUUUGGGACUGAAAUCGAACUGCAUUUAUUUCACCGAUGACAAUUUCAACUCGCACUUCAGGCACAGGCAUGGUGGUCAUGAUAUGGGCAUAUACCAUCUGAGCGAUGACACCAUUGAGUCAUUCUAUUGUACCAACUCAAAUAGGCCUUUCCUAGUUUGGCCCCCACCUGUUUGGGUUUCGCGUUCUAUUUAUUAGCUCGUAAGAAAGUUCCUUCCAAAUGCAAUUUCUGUUUUCCCUGCUGUAUAAUGUAUCUGCUCUCUUCACUGUACCAUUGAUUCUAAUCCAUCUCUAUGUUCAACAUUAAGUUAUCAAUUAACUUUUGGUUAUAUGUAUUUUAUGGCCCUCUACACUAAAAAGAUUUCAAACAUGCUCUUCUACCCAAUCUGAAAUCUCUGACAUUGUAGUCUGUAGAGGCAGCUGAGUUAUGUAGGCACUUCCUCCACCAGUCACAUCUGUUUGAGGUUGAGCUCGAAAUCUGGGGUUGCGUUCUGAUUCGGAUCCUCGGGACUUGGGGGAGCCUCUCAAGUACAGUUCUUGGUGGAAGUUGUUGACUCUGUGAAAUAUGAGCUGAACAAGGUAUGGGUAAGUUCAGCUUGUUCUUGAAAUAUGACCGAUUAUAGUUUUUUCAUAUGUGGAUAUUUUAUACCCAUAUGCAUGCAAAUUGUCUAGUUAUUGAAAAUGCACUCGACUUGGUGCUUGAUUAGACCAAGAAACUAGAUUUCGUGGAAUGGCUGACCUAGUUAGUAAUGGUUUAACUUAAAGUGAAAAGUCUCGAGCCCGAAAAUUGCUAUGCCUAAGGAUGAACACUAAUUGUUUGGUAGUGCAGAACCAUCCACAGAUAAUGGGUGUUUUUGGUUCUCUUGGGUUGUCCACUCAAACAGACCAUGUUGAUCUUGCUGUGGUUGAUUGCUUGCUGGAUGAGGAAUGAAUGAUGAUGGAGAAAUUCAAUAGUGAUGAUGUACGGAUAAAACAUCUACGACACCCUAGGUUCUGGGUUCAAAUAUAGUAUUGACUUUUUUCCGAACUCUUGAUAAUUGGCGAGCCCUAAAUAAGUUUAAGUUACGGAUUUGUAAGAAAGAGGUUCAAACUUUAACUGACAUUAUAAUCGUCUUACUGCUAAUUGGAGCAUCAGAAUUACUAGCUCUCAGUUCAACCUGUGGUUGCCAUCCACGUCGUUAUUUGGACAAAGGAAGCUCAAUCGCAUUUUGCAUUUUACUGGUUAUCAGCCAAAUCCAGCAAUUGACCAUCAAGCACCAUGUCUCGAAUUUCAUGUGAGAGGCUCCAUCAUUCUGAUCUCUAUAACCUUGUUGGGCUCAUGGUUCCUGUCCAGACACCAAGGAACAAUUGAUUUCUGAAUCCUUCCAAGGGUUUUAGUUGUUAGCUCCUUCGUUUUCUAUUGGAUUAUACUCAUUUGAGACUCCGGCUUUCAUAUCUAGUUGGUUAAAGGAUUUUUCUCAAUACUGCACUUGAGAGAGAGAAAACAAGGUUAGCAUUCCAAAUAGUUCACUGAUGUCAUUAUUUUAUCUUGUUCAGAUCAGAUUACUGAUGAGAAUGUCUGGCGGCAACAUAUAUGGCAAACAUCAAGAGAAACAAAUACAUUUGUUGGUGGUAUUAUGACUCAUAAAAAUGAUGUUGUUCGAAUUCUUCCUCCUACAUUCCAGUUAAUGUAUUUUGUUGCACUCUACCAAGACACUCUGUUUGCAAUAGGAGGAUACAUUCAUAUUUACGCUUUUCAAAGUUCUUGGAUAUGUAACAUUCUCAUGCCUGACAUAUUAUCACCCAAGGAGUGGAUACCUAGUAGAAAGAUAAAUGUUCCAUUUACUAUGUGGAUACAUAUGAACUUGUUUUUCUCAAUCCCAUUUGUCUGUGACAGGCUUAUGUGUGAAUGCGAGGUUCUGAAUGCUGCCUCCUCUGUGAAAGAACUUCUGCAGUAUGCUGGUGUGAAAAUCGUACUUGACGAGUUAGACACGAGAAGCCUUGAGUGGAAGUUCCAUUUCUGAGAGAUGAAGGUAACCCCGUCUGAAGUCUGUGACAUUCAGUAUUUGGUCAUUUUAUGAUCUUGCCAAUGUCGAACUAGAUUCAACUUCACCUUGUUCUUUGCACAUACCACAUUUUUUAUUGCUGUUUAUAUAGAGAUCUGGAUGUGAAGCUUAAUGAAUAAAUCAAUUGAUGCCAUCUCCAUAUUUGGAAUGUGAAAGAUGAACCGUGAACAUAAAUAGAGAUGAAAUUUUGCUAGUACCUCUUGUUUGAAACAAGGCCUUGAUCUAAUUGUCUCCUGGGUUUUAAUGAAACUUCUUGUACUCAUUCCUGGAUUGGUCAUGCUUUCUACGCUGCCAGCUUGUUUGAAACAAUGUUUCUUAUGUUCGUUAAGUAUUCCCCAUCCCACUUCCCUUGAAAAGGAUUAUAACUUAGGAGCAGACCAGUAGCCGACUCGCAAGAAAAUCUUCGUGUCAAAGCUCCUCAUCAUUCCAUCUCUAAUAGGUCAAAACUGUGAGUUUUGCACAGAUCACUUUAUUUCCACACUUCAGCUUUCUUCUGCUGACCCUCACUCUUCAUAAGGAAGAAAGACUAAAAAUAAAUAAAAAUCAGUGAUCUUGGAAGAAUCUUUGCAGCUAGUCUCAGUAAGUUCUCAUUUUAAGGAAGGUCAUUUGUUGUGGUGAGGUCAGUCUGGGUGCAAGGUUUUGGAUUUCAUUUGUUGUGGUCAGGUUAUUUGUUGACUUUCUGGUGAUUCUUCCAUUGAUCUACCGAUCUGCCAACUCCAUUAUGCUGUUUUAACUAGUGACUCUCGUGAUCUACGGUGUUCUUCAGGUGAUCUUCUUCUCCCUUCUUCCGUGAGUUAGUGUGCACUGCCCGACGAACAUUCGCUUAGCUUUGUAGGACUAGUUGGUAUAGAUUAGGGCAUAGAAUCAUAGAGAUUAUCAGGUCAGUUUCUCAGAUUGGGAGGAGACAUUCCAUUGAGGAAGCUAGAACUCUGGUCGAGGCAAUGCCUAAUUGAUGUUGCGAUGUUUAUUCUCCCAUUCAGUAUAGCUAGGCAAUGUGCCUUGUUUUGGCCACCUCCUGCAGUGACACAGAGGCAUUUGUAUUGACUGCAAUCUUAUUGUUGUGCAGGAAAAGAUCAUGAGAGUGCAAUAUGGGGUUAAUAAAGAGUAUUUUAAGUACUCUCUUUUUCCUUGUAUUCUGCAAUCGGGUCACGACAUCUGCUGUAUCUGCUAUUUCUCUCGUGGUAAGGACUUCGCAUUAGUUGAUUGCCUUUCUGCUCAGUGGAUUUAAUUGUUUGGCGGACUUGAAUUGUUGAUAAUGAGAUGAUGGUUUAGAUAGGAUUGUAUUAGUUUUCAGGUUUCUUCCUUUUGCUCCAGUUUACAAGUACUACCUCAUAUCGAUUUCCAACAUAUUGACUACAACAUGUCAGUAUGAGGUAGGAAUGUUUCCUGGUCUCCAAAUUAAACACAUUUUUAAUAUUGUUGGUGAUCUGUAAAUUUUGUGUCAGACUGUAUGCAGGCAAAAAAUUGUUAAAUUUCCAAGCUUGAGUAUCAUUCAAAGAUUUGAGAGGUUCUUGCUGCAAUUAGUUUUGUUUUCUUCUGACUAUUGUCCUGCUACAGGCCCACAAGUAUGUUAGUUUUCCAGUCCAGACACUUGCGAAGUGUGCCAAGAUGAUU
Messenger RNA from Linum trigynum, 5419 nucleotides. NCBI's taxonomy places the organism in Eukaryota, Viridiplantae, Streptophyta, Magnoliopsida, Malpighiales, Linaceae. The record is from the annotation of a GenBank genome assembly.